AUGGGCUCACCUGCGGGGCCACUCACACACGUGUGCGCGCUGCCUGGCCACGCUCGGAUCCCCUCCUUACUUGCUCCCCCACCAUCGGGCUUGCUGGCCGCCCAUCGCCGGCAGGGCCCAGGCCAGGGCGAGGGCGCCAACACAGGUUCCUCCCUGACACAUAGGGGGAGGGGCGGGCCGCGCGGGGGGCGCCCGCUGAUUGGGCGGCCAGCGGGGCCGGAGGCCGGCAGCGCAGGCUCGACCGGGGCGGGGGCAGGGGCGGGCCGCCGGGUCCCAGCAGGAAGCGCCGCGGCCCGGGCUCCCCACCCCUUCCCUCGCCGCCCGGGCCCGCCCUGGGCAGUUGCAGAGGCCUGGCCACCUCGGGAGUACGCCGUCUCUUCCCGACGUGCAGCCCAGGGCCCGGCCCUGUCCCCGGGUGACUGCUCCCCGGCAAGACUGCACAUCUGUGGCAGCAGGCCCAGCUCAGGGCUCGGGGGAGGGUUCGGCCUUGCCCUCAAAGAGCUCCCUCUCCUGCAUGUUCAUCAGACGUUUAUGGACCACCCACCGUCCCUGCACUCACGGGGCUUGCAGUCUAUCUGGCUGAAUCACUUUGGCAGCCAGUGUGAGGAGAGCACAGAAAGGAGACCAGCCCUGGCUGCAACUAGAAUCAACUGGGGAGCUUUUAAAAUAUCAGUGCCUGGCUCUCACCUCCAGAUUGAUGCUAGAUGGUUGUUCUUAAUGGGAAGUGGCUGAAGCAUGUUUACAUGCUGUGUGAAGAGAGACAAUGGGAUCCAGCAUACACAUGAAGAGAGUAGCCUCUGGCUAAGGAGAACAGAAACAGAGUAAGUUCGUCAGUGGAAUGGGAGGAAAUUGAGGGAGUUUUGUCUAAAGGAGUCUAUUUUUUCCUUCAGUCAGAUGUUAGGUAUUUGCUGAACAUGGGGGAUGGGUAGGUGAUAGGAUAACGAAUUGUAGGGAAGUGGUACAGUCUGGAGUAACUGAUGAUGGAAUGCUGGGAAAGCUUGGUGAAGAGAGUGGAAGGCCCCACUGGGUGGGAGACCAGAAGGAGUGCACCAGUUUAGAAGGCUGUGAUGUUUUCCAGCAGAGCUAAGUGAGUGGGAGUCAGGACAGCAGAAACAGGACCAUUUGGGAUCUGCAGGGAAGCGAGAUGGAAAGCCUUGCUUGGGAGAGGGUUCAGUGAAGGCUGAGUAGAUGAAACUAAACCAAGGGUACACUGAUAAACUGGAUAAA
Messenger RNA from Pongo pygmaeus (Bornean orangutan), 1227 nucleotides. RefSeq names its product collagen, type I, alpha 1a-like. The coding region runs from base 1 to 732 and encodes 243 amino acids. The transcript is spliced from 4 exons. NCBI's taxonomy places the organism in Eukaryota, Metazoa, Chordata, Mammalia, Primates, Hominidae. The record is from RefSeq and is a predicted model, not a curated record.